Hypoxylon trugodes is the source of this 1944-nucleotide messenger RNA. RefSeq lists its product as uncharacterized. Lineage: Eukaryota; Fungi; Ascomycota; Sordariomycetes; Xylariales; Hypoxylaceae. The coding region runs from base 1 to 1944 and encodes 647 amino acids. The transcript is spliced from 2 exons. The record is from RefSeq and is a predicted model, not a curated record.
AUGGCGAGCUCUCUAAACAACGGAACACUCUCCGCUCUAGAGGAUAUCAUUAAAAAGGAGGCAACAUCGAGAAUUAUGAGUCUUGACCCUGACGUGGUGGUAGAUACAAUAUUACAAAGAGAAGAUCCCCAAUCUAUUCAGGAAAAGUUAUUCAGCCAACUAGACAGGACAAUGAUAUUGAGUUUUAUUAAAGCGAACGACGAUUCUCGUGGAAUCUACGUAGACAUGUUCAAGGAACUUCUCACUAUGAUAGACCAAACACAGCAAAGCCAACCCGAAAGCACCACUGAAAGUUCCAGCACAAGUACCCCAGCCAACAUACCGACACCUACCCAAACCCAUAUGGUGACCGCCCAAGUGCCACCACAGGACCCAUUGAUGCGCCACCAUACACCCCGAGCCCUAGGAAUGAGUAGAUUAGUACGUCCAGUUAAUUCAGAGUCCUCGGAAACGACCACGCCAACUAUUUCGGCACAGCACUCAUCGACAUUCGAAAGUGGUGAUCGUCAUAACCCCGGAUGCAUCACAGUGGAUAUUAGAUUCACAAAACCAUAUUCAUGUGUAUGGGCCCCGACAUUCAUGAGCAAGGACGAGUUUUUUCGCAGCAAGCUAAAAGUUAGAAAAAUGAAACCAAUGAAAGAGUGGGGUCAAGACGCAGAAACUCUCUACAAAUUCAUCAAGCUACUGAAUCCACCAUUUCUAUGCCAUCGCGUCGAGCGGCUAGCAAAGACACUAGAAGGUGGCCCAAUGAUCACGUUCCCAGAAACAAAUACAACAAAAGAAGUGGUGAAGUCGUGGAAUGCUGCAAAGAAGGCCGGAUCAGGACACCAUGCUUUCUACAUAGUUAUGGCCUUCGUGGCUGUCCAAUGCUACAAGAAGUAUGAAGAGAAGGAGCUCGUGGAUUCGGAUGUGGGAACCACAACGAGAGACAAAUGGUAUAACAUUAUAGAGAAUGGCUGGUAUCUCUCCUCCCUUACCAACGAUUUUGGAGGAGAACCAUUUCUUGCCUUGUUCCCACUCCGCGAACUCUACCUCUGUAUGGGGAAAUCAGUUGACGAUCCCGAAGGUAUGAGCUGCGUUUGGGCGGCCGUAAGAAGUCUCCUGGAGAAGACUGACUUAGGCGAAUUCUUCUGUUCAUUGUCAAAAGCGGUUGGGUCUUCACUGCUCUCUAGUCUUCGAGGAUCUGGGGUUUCGCAAGAAACCAUCAUAAAACAGCUAACCCCGAUCUUUAAAGAAUAUUCAUUGGACGGAAUAUCCUCAUAUUCCCGAAGGCUCGUCAUGGUCAAGCAUCAUUUGACGCCCGAAACAACACCACUCUCUUAUUGUGGACAGCCCAACCAAAUAAGACAACUAAGUCCGGGAUCACGUCUCGCGCCGAGCUCAUUGCUUCAGCUUGUGGCUGGGAAGUUAGAGGAGGAUAUCAUUCAACAUCUAAUACUCCAGAGACUACCGGACGACUGGCUUAUCCUAGGAGAAGCUGAACUUUCUGAACCCGCGAAUGAAAGCAUGUUACUGCAUGAUUUUGGGGGUAUUGUCGUACCUCUGUGCGUCGACGAUGGCUGGUGCCUUCUUUGCUACGUGAACCCGACACGCUUUAAAGCCUCAUAUCCAAUUACUUUCGUUGACUCUACGGGAAGCGAGCAUAGAUUACGCGCGGCAGUAGCCUUGCUCUCGACAUGGAUUCCAAGUGAUGAAGAUUGGAUUCCAAAGGACAUUGCUGCACGAGAAGUUAAAGUCCUUGAGAGCCAAGCCUCCUGCGACCUUGAUAUUGGGAUUCAUGUCGUACUCAACGCAUGUGCCAUGGCUAAAACGCAGAAACCGGAGACUCGCCCACUGGAUAAAAUCAUAUGCAAGGCUCUUCGUGUGGAGUUUUUCGUCACAAUGCUCAACGAGAUGCACCUAGCAGUUGCUAAAGCAUCUAGGAAAGGCAAACAAGGAACCUAA